Cololabis saira (Pacific saury) is the source of this 1775-nucleotide messenger RNA. RefSeq names its product drebrin-like protein A. Gene Ontology annotation, molecular function: actin filament binding. The record is from RefSeq and is a predicted model, not a curated record. The transcript has 16 exons. Bases 149 to 1663 code for a protein of 504 amino acids. Gene Ontology annotation, cellular component: dendrite; postsynaptic membrane; postsynaptic density. Gene Ontology annotation, biological process: regulation of actin filament polymerization; positive regulation of dendritic spine morphogenesis; neuron projection morphogenesis. NCBI's taxonomy places the organism in Eukaryota, Metazoa, Chordata, Actinopteri, Beloniformes, Belonidae.
GAAGACCCUCCCUCCCCAUCAAGAAGACUCAACACAAUUAGUGUUUUCUCAUCCGUUUUUCUCCUGCUGAUGAAUGAAGGAGUGGAAGUCAGGGGGAGGAACGUCUGCAAGAAUGCUGAUCAUCAGCUAGAGCGUUCCCUGGAAGGAGAUGGCUGCCAACCUGAGUAAGAACGGUCCUGUUUUGAUGGAUGCCUACAAGGAUGUGGUGGAUCCCAAGUCAGGUGUAAACUGGGCCCUGUUUACCUAUGAAGGCAACACCAAUGACAUCCGACUGGCAGAGAAAGGAGAUGGAGGUUUAGAGGAGAUGGUGGAGGAGCUGAACAGCGGGAAGGUGAUGUACGCCUUCUGUCGAGUCCAGGACACCAACUCUGGCAUGCCUAAAUACGUCCUCAUUAACUGGACAGGUGAAGGUGUGAGGGACUCUCGGAAAGGAAUCUGUGCCAACCACGUAAGCUCCAUGGCAGGGUUCCUGAAGGGAGCUCACGUGACCAUAAACGCACGGGGUGAGGAUGACGUGGAGCCAGAGACCAUCUUGGCCGAAGUGGCCAAAGCGUCUGGAGGAAACUUUCAGUUCCAGAAACAAACACAGCAGUACAUAGAACCACCCCGAGGACCUGUGGGUUCUGUUUACCAGAAAGUCAACGCCGUCCAGGAGAUCCAGGAGACCAAGAAGGAUGACUUCUGGCUCCAGGCCCAGAGGGAAGAGGAGGUUCGACGACAGCAGCAGACCAGGAAAGCUGAGCAGGAGAGGCUGAAACUGGAGGAGGAGAGGAGAGAGAUGGAUCAGAGGCAUGCAGAGGAGAGGGAGAGGAGGACCAAGGAAAGGAACCAGAAGAUUGAACAGGAGAGGAUUCAGCAGAAGAAAAAUGAGGAAGAGGAAAGACAAAGGGAGGAGCAGCGGCAGAGCACGCAGGAAAACAGCAGCAGGACGACGGGAAUCAGCGCCGCUGCAUCUGUGCAGAAAGCUAACGAGGCAAAAGCACUCAUUUCUCAGAGGUCCAUUAAUCCCAGAGACAUCUUCAAGCAGAAGGAGAAGAGCUUCGAUGGCAGCAGCGGAGCGCCCGCCGCUACAUCCAGACCGGGGAAGCUCCAGAGUCCCUUUCUCUCUCAGAUAUCAUUCAAAGGUCCGGUUCAACCUGAGACUCCACCAUCUCCUGAUCUGGUCUCUACUCCCUCCUUGACCCCCCUGUCCCCAGUCACGCCUGUCUCACCUGUGCGGCCCAGUUCACCUGCUGCAGCUCAGUCACCUGUACCUGCAGAGACCAGCAGCGCACCUGUUCAACCUGCAGAAGCUGGUUACAUGGAGGAAGAUGAUUGGUCUGAUGAGUUUGAUGAUGAUGCAGAUGAACCAGCUCCAGCAGAACCUCUGGGUCAGGAGGACCUGUACAACGAGCCAGAACCGGUCAGAACCAGCGAGGAUGAUCUGUAUGAAAAUAUAUACCAACUUCCCUUAGAGAAUGAAGACGGUGAUGGGCAGGACGGUGGGCGGGGCCUCAGUGCAAGAGCUCUGUAUGACUACCAGGCUGCCGAUGACACUGAGAUCACAUUUGACCCUGAUGAUGUCAUCACGCACAUCGAGAUGCUGGACGAGGGCUGGUGGAGAGGUUUUGGACCUGACGGACACUAUGGCAUGUUCCCGGCCAACUAUGUGGAGUUUAUCUAGCUGUUAUUCUCGGUUUCAGGUUUUGAAAGACCCAGAGGUUUCUCCUACAUCUGCUUAUUUGUUCUUUCUUAGUUUUUCUGUGUUGCAGUAAUAGUAAAGUCAAAAAAUCAAA